AUGGCUGGCAACUCGGCAUCCCGUCUGGGCAAAAAACGUGCCGCCUUAGCGGAAGACUCCCUCAAAGCCGAGAUAAAGCGAAAGAAGAAGAACGAUGAGAAACCUGCAAGCGAUGACGAAGACCCCGAAGAGGAAAAGGAAGACGCCGCCCCUGCUGUUAACCUGAUCCGUUUCCUCCCAGACCUCUUCCUAGUGGAACGCCUCCUGCCAUCCAAAUUGGACUUCGAUACGCCGGAUGAUGUCUGGGCUAUUCCUACAUGGCAGAACCUCUGGAGGCUCUGA
This is a messenger RNA of Aspergillus thermomutatus, 282 nucleotides long. RefSeq lists its product as uncharacterized. The transcript has a single exon. The record is from RefSeq and is a predicted model, not a curated record. Lineage: Eukaryota; Fungi; Ascomycota; Eurotiomycetes; Eurotiales; Aspergillaceae. The coding region runs from base 1 to 282 and encodes 93 amino acids.